Messenger RNA from Frieseomelitta varia, 1176 nucleotides. RefSeq names its product odorant receptor 13a-like. Gene Ontology annotation, cellular component: plasma membrane. The record is from RefSeq and is a predicted model, not a curated record. Gene Ontology annotation, biological process: detection of chemical stimulus involved in sensory perception of smell; sensory perception of smell. The transcript has 6 exons. Bases 1 to 1176 code for a protein of 391 amino acids. Gene Ontology annotation, molecular function: olfactory receptor activity; odorant binding. NCBI's taxonomy places the organism in Eukaryota, Metazoa, Arthropoda, Insecta, Hymenoptera, Apidae.
AUGGACUACGAUACAGGAUUGAAACUAGCUCUAGGAUGGAAUCGUCGAAAUAUGGAAUUAAUCGGCGUUUGGCCGGAACCGACUAGAACCGACGAACGAUUGCCAAACUUUAAAGUUCUAUUCUUCUUGUCCAUAAUAUUUCUAUUCGGAAUUUUACCGGAGAAUGUGAAUCUAUAUUUCAUAUCAGGAAAUCUUGAUCUGGUGAUGGAAAAUCUAACGAUGGCAAAUUUACCUGGUAUGAACGCGAUGAUAAAGUUUAUCUACGCUUGGUAUUACAAGGAAGCUUUGAAGCCCGUCAUUAAAUGUUUCUACGAUGACUGGUACACGGCAAAAACGGAAGAGGAAAAAGCACUGAUGCUGAGGAUGGCUAAACCCGCUAAAUUUAUUUCUGUAUGGUGCUCGAUGUUAAGUUUAACAAUGCUAGUUGCAUACCAAACCCUUCGAAUAUUUACCAUCUGCCUGACUGACAAAGCAAGCGUAAACCAGGAUCGCUUGAUGAUAUAUCCCGCAUAUUUCCCUUUUGACAUUCGACCUACAUCAAGAUUAUUAAUAAUCAAUAUUGCUCAACUGAUAGCUGGAUAUUCAGACACUGUUGCUUAUACUACGGUCGACACUUUCAUUGCCAUGUUGAUCAUGCAUAUUUGUGGACAAUUUGCGAUUUUAAAGAAGAAAUUAUUAAAGUUGAUGGACAAUGACAGACAUAGCAAAGGCAUGGAUGAGUUUCAAAAGGAGCUGGCUUUGAUUAUUAACAAACACGAGCAACUGAACGGACUUGCGGCAAAAAUCGAAGAGUGCUUCUGUAUGCUGUUGUUGCUUCAACUGCUGUUUUGCACCAUCGAAAUCUGUCUCCAAGGGUUUAUACUUUUAAAUGUGAUACUUAAAAACGAAAAUGGAAUUUUCCACUUUCAAAUGGUUCACUUUAUUAUCUUCGUCAGCUUCGUCCUCGUGCACAUAUAUCUCUAUUGCUACAUAGGCGAAACGCUCCUAGUUCAAAAUCAAGAAAUGAGCGACUGCGCGUAUGAAUCGAAAUGGUACAAUGUCUCACCCCCUGAAGCCAGGUGUCUUCUAUUCAUUAUGAACAGAUCUGUUCGGCCACUAUAUUUGACAGCAGGCAAAUUUAGUACUUUUUCCAUGGAAAUGUUCAGCAGCGUGUGUAUCACCGAAUUGUUACUUUAA